CGAUGAUGGGACUUAUGUAUGACCUUUCUGCAAUGCUAUCACCAAUUUCGAUCGGUUGAGCUUCAAAGCAUGAUGCAGUCUUUGGAUCUCUCUUUUCCUCCGUUGCACGCUCUCGAUUCGCCCCUCUAACUUCGCCGUGUAGACGGUGGAGAAGACCGCAUCUACCAUAUUGAGAAAGUGUUUUAAAAGUCAAUAUUCAGAUUCCGAGAAGUUCUGCUCGGUUACCGCGAACGAUAAAUUCUGUCCUGCUAUCUUAAGUAGGUUGAAGUUGAUUUUCAUUUUGUUACACGAGACAGUGUCGUGCAGCAUAUCUCCACAACCCGACCUGAGCGGUUGUGUGGAGACCUCGUUAUUCAGGAGAUUCGGAAAAUAUCACUUCGACAAUAUGUUUUCAUCGACAGCCCAAACCCUCCAACAAUACAGUCAGGCAGAGCGCACUGCUGCGCUUCGUCUCCUUGCUGACUAUGAGGUUAAGCGGACAAUUUAUUCAAGUGAUGAAGAACAAGAUAGCACCAACUUCGCCAAUUCUCCAGUGAAUUCACUAGCACAAGCUGAUGAUACACGCAUUGACCCGAGCACAGCGAGACAUCCUCGCGUGCCAAACGUGAUCGCCCCGGCUAGUUGGCCUAGAAGUUUUAGACGAAUGCCUCCAUACAGGCCCAUCAAUUAUGACUUGGAUGCCCAAGAACGGCCGACAGGCGACAAUCCUGUCAUUUCUGUGUUUCUCGUCAUUGUGUUUUGUGGCUGUGGAUUGAUGAGUACAUACGCAUGGGCCUGGAGAAAUACGUUGGGUCGAUUCGACAAGACGUCUUUUUACUACCAAAUUGGAGGAGAAUAUUGACCACGACAGUCAUUGACUCACCACAAAAUUUUCUUGACCAGCUACUGGACUCUGGGCAAAGGUUGCUUACUUCAAAUAGUGACUAUUCAAUGACGAGAGAUCUAUCGAUGUGUCAUGCUCUAGCAGCGUUAACCCAACCUACAACUAAAUAUGUAUACUUUAGUGGUUGUUGAGAAUGCCUGGAUUUCACGCGAAUUACAAUGUCUAUAAGAUAUAAAAUCAAUAAGCAAAACAUGUAAAUGUAUA
Molecule: messenger RNA, 1087 nt
Organism: Talaromyces proteolyticus
Lineage: Eukaryota; Fungi; Ascomycota; Eurotiomycetes; Eurotiales; Trichocomaceae
Exons: 3
Coding region: 386-841 (151 amino acids)
Source: RefSeq, a predicted model, not a curated record